UGGGGGCAGCGGGGCGCUUCACCGUGAGGCUUGCGCCACGGCCGCGCUGCGCCCCAUGCACUCGCCAGGGCGCGUCAUGACGGGGCGAGGGCCCUCGCUUGGCCACCCGAGGCCACGCCCGUGACUGCCCCCCCCCCCCGGGCACACGGGGCGGACAUCUCACGGCACUGGAAGUGUCCAUAAAGCCUUCCGGGGCGGCUGAAUUUAGCUGUGCACCCGGGCCCUACCCUGGUCUCCCAGCUUCGCUCUCUGGACGGCCUCCCUCACUACGCAAAGUGACCCGCAAGACCUGGAGCGUCCUCGUGGUCAGAGGCGCACCGCGGGGAAGCAGUGUCCUACGGCUCCCGGCCAGUCCGGCGCACGGCCCGAUGGAGGCUCACGGGGCAGACGGGAGUGGUGACGCCAUUCUGAGCCCAUCUCCAGGGCUACCUUCCAGGCCGGAGCGGUGGGUUUGGCCCACCUGGACUACGUGGCUGACAGGGCAAGGCCCAAGGAAGAGCACAUUUCAGACCUUGAGGAGAGAAGUGCACUCCCCAGGUGGUUCGAUGUGCCUGGGCCACUGCAGUCUCCCCCAGGAGCCCGUCUGCUGUGAGUGCCAGGUCAAGUUCCAGGGCCACUGGCCUGUGCCCAGGGCUGAGGCAGCACUGCCGUACUGGGUCCCUCUGUCCCUGAGACCUCAAAAGCAGAUCCCCAGGAUGGUCCAGUUUUGUAUCCCCAAAGCCACCAAGACAUGCGCCUGCCCGUGCCACCACUUUGGGGGCCGCCUCCCGCUGCCUAGGACCAAGGCUGUGAUGCCGUACUGGGUGCCGCGGGGGCUGAGGUCUCAGAGGAAGGUGGUGAGAAAGCAGCGGAAUCUCAAGGCCCUGCAAGGUGACUGGGCCAGCGGGUGGCUCACCUCCCCUCCCUGGGAAGGGGGUCCCAGGAGCCUCCUGGUGGGAGGGGAGGGUUCGCUCCCCCAGACGUCUGCGGAACAGGGGACAUUGCUGUGCCUCCCUGCCCACCAGCGGUCAGCACCACCCGCGGCUCUUUCCCAGUGUCCCAGGGGGCUGCAGCUGCCCGUCUCUCAGCCUUGCUGGGCUGGGCAGGGUCUGCAGUGUUUCAGCUGCAGGCUCCUCAGCUCGAGGUGUGGUGUGCGUGCAUGCGUGUGACCAUGAGCGUGUACCGUGAUCGUGGCAU
Ictidomys tridecemlineatus (thirteen-lined ground squirrel) is the source of this 1176-nucleotide messenger RNA. The record is from RefSeq and is a predicted model, not a curated record. Lineage: Eukaryota; Metazoa; Chordata; Mammalia; Rodentia; Sciuridae.